AUGGAUUACACUGCCUACUUAAAUUCUUUGUCAAGCCAAUAUGGUCUUAAGACCUCUUCAGUAAAAGAUACAAUUCAACAACUUCAAGAUAAAUUAAAUCAGGACAAAAUCAAGCUUCAACAAUUGUUUAAAGAGAAGCUUAUUACGCCCAAAUCUUCCAAAAAAUACACAUCCCAUAUUAAACAACUCAAUGAACAGAUUAAAGACCUUUCAGAGGAUAUAGGUGAAUUAGAUACUUGUCUUCUCAUUCUUCGACACAAACUCCCAAGUGAAAUCCUGCGUGCAAUGCGAGAUGAUGCCACCUCAAAUGCUCAGAUUAUCGCUUCCAUUCAGAAAGCUUUGGAUAUUGAAAUUCGUGUUCGAUACGGUGCUGAACGUCUGUGUCACACUUACAAAGAUGGGCCGAAGGAAUAUCUUGAAUUAGCUAAAAGGCAACUUGAUGGUGCUGAAUCUAAAAUUGGAUUUCUCCGAAAUCAACUUGCUCGGCUUAAGCAUGCCAGUCAAUCAGAUGAAUCUGGCUCAGUAAUAUCAUCUGCUGAAGGCGCUGUUUGUGUAUCGCCAACUUUCUCAGACACUAGUUUUCUAAAUAGUGCCUAUACUGGAGGCGUGAUUCCUCCUCUAACCUGGCAACAGCAGGUCGCGGAUAUGAAGUACCGCCUUCGUAUUGAACGCGCCGUCUAUGAAGGUGCUGGUAAAGUCCUCAAUGCUUUCAUCGGCCCUCAGAAAUCGGCAGAGAAAUCGCCAAAGUUAAAGCUUUAUGGUAGCUUCCGGGACAAGUCAAAUAGCUUUUCUGAGAAGAGAGCCGAGGCCUAUCUCCGCCUGCGGGAAUACUUCCAAGAACUCUAUCUUCUCCAGCUUUCAAUGCAGAACUUGAUAUCAGUGCCUCCGCCAAUGGGUAAUCAUGAAAAUAAUCCUCAAUUGGCUGCGGCUUUUGCUGAGGCCAUCAAUGAUCCAGAAAUCCAACAGCUUCUCGAACAUCCAGACAAUAAGCUGGAAAGCUCUUCUCUUUCUCCAGCAGAAGGGAUUGGAGUCAGAAAACAUUCAAUCUCGUCAAUGGCUACACCUGCUAUUACCUCAGUUACUGGUCUACUGGAAGUUCGUUGUAUUGGCUGUGAAGGUUUGCUGGAAACUUUUCCUGGGGAAAUAGUAAAUAUGGGAUCUUCACCUAGUCCUAAGAAGCGACCUCUUGUGAAUUCACUAAGGGAAUACUCGGCGAGAUUUGAGGAUAGGCCUGGUACGCGCAUAUCUUAUAAAUUGUUCUUUUUUUAUUUUUAUCUAUCCAUUUGGCAGUCAAGUGGAUUCAUGUUGUCUAAAGGGUUGAGAAGGUCUGUCCAACUUGAAGUGGUGAUUACCAAAUUUAACUCUCUUCUUUUAUCUUCAAAGUGGCUGAUUAUUGCCUGUUAA
Molecule: messenger RNA, 1404 nt
Organism: Rodentolepis nana
Lineage: Eukaryota; Metazoa; Platyhelminthes; Cestoda; Cyclophyllidea; Hymenolepididae
Source: the annotation of a GenBank genome assembly